AUGGCAUCGACUAACCUCCAGGCCGUGUACCCGCACGUGUUUGUCAAGAACCUUGUGGGCAAGCCCAUCGUGGUGCGGCUCAAGUGGAACCGCACCGAGUACUCAGGGACGUUGGUGGCGGUCGAUAAGUAUAUGAACCUCCAGAUUGAGCUGUGUCACGAACUGGUGCUUCGUGACGGUAAGCGACAAUCGGAAGAGCUCGGCGAAGUGUUUGUCCGGUGCAAUAACGUGUUGUACAUUAGGGGAGCCGAACAACUGUGA
Messenger RNA from Diutina rugosa, 261 nucleotides. RefSeq names its product mRNA splicing protein. The coding region runs from base 1 to 261 and encodes 86 amino acids. Gene Ontology annotation, molecular function: RNA binding. The transcript has a single exon. The record is from RefSeq and is a predicted model, not a curated record. Gene Ontology annotation, cellular component: catalytic step 2 spliceosome; U1 snRNP. NCBI's taxonomy places the organism in Eukaryota, Fungi, Ascomycota, Pichiomycetes, Serinales, Debaryomycetaceae. Gene Ontology annotation, biological process: mRNA splicing, via spliceosome; spliceosomal snRNP assembly.